AUGGGGCAGUUCCCUCUUAAAGCCCUCGACGUGCUGCGCACCGUUGCAGAGCGCUUCGAGGCCAUCGAGGAGGGGCAGGGCGGAUACGAGGGGGGCCCCGGUGCGGCGGCCACGGACGGGCGCACGGCGGUGGAGCGCGUGGCGCUGCUGCCGGAGCUCUCGCACUCGCUGCGGGACCGCAUGUCCGAACAGAUCUGCGCCGCUGCUGCUCAGAUGGGUGCGUGCCGCCCCACUGCCUCCAUGCGUCUGGGGGCAAAGGCAAUAAUCGCCUUCACCCAAAGGGGCUACAUGGCGUCGUUGCUUUCGCGCUGCCGCCCCAACUGCCCCAUCUUUGCCGUCACGCCCUCCCAGGUACGCCCUCCCAGGUACGCCCUCCCAGGUACGCCCUCCCAGGCGGUGAGGCAGCACAUGAGUGUGUACUGGGGCCUCGUGCCAUUCCGCCUCGACCUCUCAGACGACGCCGAGGACAACAUGCGGCGAGCCUUCGCCGUGCUCAAGGUGGGUGGGGCAGAGGGGCAGGGCAGGCGUCCUUCCACUCCACCUCCCUCUCUGCCUUGCACUUCCCUCCCCUCCUCCCUCCUCUCUGCCACUCUUCGCCUCUCCCUCUCACAGCACCACGCCGUUUCCCCCUCUCAGCCACUCCCCCACCCCUCUUUUACAACCCCUCGCGUCGCCCCCGCCCCAACCCGUCCCCCACCCCCCCAGGCGAGGGGCCUGGUGGCAGAGGGCGAUCUCAUCAUCGCCGUCUCUGACGUGGCGGGCGGGCAGGAGGCCGUGGGGGCCAGGCAAAGCGUGCAGGUCCGCAAGUUGCAUGCUGCAUGCUGCAGCAGGGAGGGCAGGGGGGGAAGGCAGCCUGUAGUGCAAGCAGCCCUCACACGCUCCACUCCACCAGAGGCUGCCGUCGGCUCUAGGCUGACGGCGUAG
Molecule: messenger RNA, 924 nt
Organism: Closterium sp. Naga37s-1
Lineage: Eukaryota; Viridiplantae; Streptophyta; Zygnematophyceae; Desmidiales; Closteriaceae
Source: the annotation of a GenBank genome assembly